Molecule: messenger RNA, 579 nt
Organism: Protopterus annectens (West African lungfish)
Lineage: Eukaryota; Metazoa; Chordata; Ceratodontiformes; Protopteridae
Gene: TMEM217
Product: transmembrane protein 217
Exons: 1
Coding region: 1-579 (192 amino acids)
Source: RefSeq, a predicted model, not a curated record
AUGAAGAAUUCCUUUGCAGAAGGCUGCUGUGGAAUGUCCCUGAGAAGUGGCAGCAUUGUUGCAGGAUUGUACAUGAUCGUUGUGUGUGCUAUAUACAGCGUAUUUGAGUCAGGACAUUUACAGAAAGCAUAUUACACCAUCAACAUAACUGAAAAUGCCGAAGUUAGAGCAAAACUGUCAGUCGUCUUAGUGUAUUACUACACUUCUUUAGCUUUAGUUGGCAUUACAUUUGUUGUCUGCGUACUUCUUAUUGUUUCUGCUUUUCUGAAGCUUGUUGCUGGACUAAUAGGUGUUAUCACCUGGAUUAUUAUUUAUGAAAUAUUGAAUGUAAUUCUCUUAGCACUGACGAGUUCCACAAUGUAUGUGGCAAAUUUUAAACUAAGGCCAAUUGAAUGGUUCGGUCUCAGUGCCAGACUGAUUUCAGAUAUUUUCUGGUUGAUAUUCAUAGUGUCUUACACAUUGGAAGUUUACAGUGGCAUAAAGACUCCUAAUUCUCCAGAAACAGAAAAAAUGCAAAUGUUGGAAAAAAAUAAAACUCCAUUGUCUAGCUACAACAGAGUCUGUGAAACAGCAGUUUAA